AUGGCCAGGAAGGGCUCUGUCCUUCAGAGGAGCCAAGGCCAGGGUGCUUCAGGGUUCACCUGGGAGCAGGAUGCAGAGGACCGCUUCCCUCCAAAUGUCAAGGACCAGUUUCUCCCAAAGCCUUUGUUGGGCGCCCCUGGCCUAUGGGCUAAGGCGCCUGCGCAGGGUGGGGCGGGGCGGGGCCUGCUUGAAAGGCGGGGCUUCCGCGUGGAGCAGAUAAAAGCUGGAGCCUCUGCCUCCCCACCCACAGGCUCCCUUGUCUCCCAGGUGGAGUCCCUGCAGGGCGUCGUGCUGCACGCAGAGGCUCCCAGUCCCCGACUUCGAGGUAGAGCAGCCUGGAAAAUGGACUCUUCAGGAAACAACCAGACUUGUGAGGGCAGGAACAUCGGACCUUUCUUUCCUGUGCCCCCCGUGACCCAGCAGCCUCUCCUGGGUCCCUGGUACCAGAAUGCCACCUAUAAUCCACUCUCCAUUCCAGGGGCAGGUUUCACAAAUGGAAGUCUGUAUUUUCCAUAUCCCAUGGUGUUCAUUGAGUAUCCUGGCUUCCUCGUCCCUCAGUCCCCAUUGCCCACUGCUCUUAACCAAAGACCCAUAGUCCCUCUGUUUUAUAGCAUGGCACCACAAUACGGUGGCCACUGCGAAAGAAUGAAAACAAAAGACACACAAACAGAAACUGAACCUCAACAGGAUGAAAACUUGAAUGAAAAUGAAGACAUGCCCUCAGAAGGGGACAGCCGUGACAUAGGAAGGGUGGCCAGUAACCCUACGGAUACAUUCUCCCCUGAGAAUGUAGAUGAAAAGAAAGAGGUAGAGAGCAGUAGCUACCCUGAGGGGCAUGUUCCCUCCCCUACCAGGUUGGCCCAGGUCGACAAAGUAGAUGGGACCACUCAGGGUGACACGAAGCAGUGCUGUGCUGCACAAUCUGGCCAAUCCCCUGAGUCUGCAUCAGAAAGCAGUAUAAAGGGACCAGUGUGCCCGUGGUGGAAAUACGAGGACCUCUAUGUGUAUGAUUGUGAUGAUUAUGAAAGCCUCUAUGAGGGGGGUUCUACCUCCCCAACAAUGUCCCCACAUUCCCCGCUGCUAAACAAAGAAGCUGAGAGUGUACAGCUCAAACAAUACUCUCAGGAAAUGCCCUCUGGAGGUGACCUUCAUAGCCUCCCCAAGGGUUCUCGUUAUUCCUUCCCGCCGCCCAUGCUGUAUAAAGUCAAUGAGGGCAUCCAGUGUGAUGCAGAGCAGAAGGAGAGUGGGAACCAGGAUGAAGAUGAGUAUGAAGAGGAGGUAGAGAAUAACUAUGAGGACCACGGUUUCUCCCCUCCCUGGUCGGCCCAGCUCAGCACAGUUGAUGAGGGCAUCCAGUGCGACAUGGAUAAGGAUGCAGAGCAGAAGGAGAGUGGGAACCAGGAUGAAGAUGAGGAAGAGAUUAACUCUGAGGAGCACAGUGUCUCCCCUACCUGGGAGGGCCAAUUCAGUGAAGUGGAUGAGGGCAUCCAGUAUGGUGUGAGUUGGUUUGAGUCACAGCUAGAGACGUAUCCCCACCAGAUGCCCUCCAAAGGGAAGGAGACAUUGCCAGACUGCCAAACCAAGAGAUCAUGGAGAAAACCAGUCGUGAAUAGGAAAUUAGGUCCAGAUGAAGAGCGCAUGAAAGAUGAGACUGGGGAGGCGUCUAAAGAGAACUUCAAAAGGAGUGAAAAGAUUAAAAAGACAGUGAGAGGCAGGAAGCUGAAAGACCAGGGCAGCUUCUCAGAUGUUAAGACAGUCUGUUUGUUGAAGAAAAGUGCUGCCUUGAACAUGGUGAUUCCUGAGGAUUCAGGAGACUCUGAGUUGGAAGAGGAAGAUGAUGAAAUGGAUGAGGUCGAAUGCCUCCUUGAAGAAGUGAGUCUGCAGAGCCCUCUGACAGCUUCCAAAGGAAGGUCUUAUCAGAAGGCUGGGAGGAUGCUCAGGGUGCCCCCUGAGAGCGCUCUCCCUCCCCAGCUUAUUGCCUGGCCCACGAGAAAUAAGUACAAGCUGCUGCAAGUUCGUGGUGGAUAUGAGCGCAUCCCUGAGGUGUAUCAGUCGGAACCACGGGAUGGCUGUGAGAGCAGCGGUGACAGGCUCCGAAGCAAACACACCAUGGCCAGGCUGAAAGGCCUGGAGUCCAGGAGAGCCUCCCACAAAUGAUUGGAAUGUAAGUGACCAUUUGGUUGUCUGUGACCAUUCUCUACUGGGUCCUGGAUGCAAAGUCAUAAAUCACUAUUUCUCUGUUUUGAAAGUAUAUUUUCACUUAAGUUGUAGGUGCCCACAUUCAUGGGAUUUGCGAAGAGAACCCCGCUCUAGACUUCUUUUGUUCUAUGAAAUUGCAGUGUAAUCUGAAAGAGCGCUCUAGCAGAAGAUGAGCUGGAUGAGCUGGGUGGUGGCACUAAGGGGAGUUGGACUGGGACAGUCAGGAGGAGGUAGAUCUAGCUCGAUUGCUAGGAAUGGCCGGUCCGUGUGAGGGCACAGAAUUUUAACAGAUUUGGGAAUCUGUGGUUUGAAGAAACAGGAAGUUUGGAGUGGGAGUGGAGACAGUAGCACGAGCUCAAGUGGACGGCCGGGGCAGGGUUCAGGUUGAGACCAUCCUGCCAAAGGGAGACUUGUGAGGAACUGAGAAAGGCUAAGAAAGGGGUGAAGUCGGGUAGUGUUUCUCUUCACUUACAGAUUUGUAUCCCGUAGGCGAUAAGGGGCUAAUCCAGGCUAAGCAGAGAAAUGAGACAAAUAUGCUGUAGAAAUCUUGAACCUAUAGAAUUUUAUAACAGGAAUUAGAGUGGAGAGUGACUAGAUGGCGAAAAUUCUGUAUAAAUUCAGUUUUAUUCAAUAAAAAGUACUGUAAUUCAA
Molecule: messenger RNA, 2850 nt
Organism: Sus scrofa (pig)
Lineage: Eukaryota; Metazoa; Chordata; Mammalia; Artiodactyla; Suidae
Source: RefSeq, a predicted model, not a curated record